CCUCCACCCCCGGCGUGGGUGAUCCCGAGGCUCGGCGCGCUUUGGGGCAGAAACCCGGAGACGCCGUCGCCUAUGUCGUUACCGCUGGCGUUUCUAUUGCCCUCGGCCCCCUUAGCAGACCCCCAGUUCGUGGCCCUAAGUCGGCUCUCCCGCCGAGCCCCGUGGAGUGCAGCGACGUCCCUCGGACUGCUUCUAAGGGGGCCUCGAGCUUGCAAGCUCGCCCCGCGCCGGAGCGCUCCGACCCGGCCAGGGAGCGGCCCCUUGUAGAGGUCCGAGGAGCCUAUCGCGGUCCAUUCCGGCGCCCGACCCUCCCACCGUUCUGCCACUGGCCCACUUCUUCCUGAUGCAGACUGCCGUCCACUAGAGGCUGGACAGGACCCCCGAGGUGAUUCAUGGCAGGGGACGUGGAAGGAUUCUGUUCCUCCAUCCAUGACACCAGUGUCUCUGCUGGGUUCAGAGCACUGUAUGAGGAGGGAUUGCUUCUCGAUGUCACUCUGGUUAUUGAAGAUCAUCAGUUCCAGGCCCAUAAAGCCCUCUUGGCCACCCAGAGUGAUUACUUCAGAAUUAUGUUCACAGCAGACAUGAGGGAACGAGAUCAGAACAAAAUUCAUUUGAAAGGUCUAACAGCUACUGGUUUCAGCCAUGUUCUUCAGUUUAUGUAUUAUGGAACUAUAGAACUAAGUAUGAACACUGUUCAUGAAAUCCUUCAGGCAGCAAUGUAUGUUCAGCUUAUAGAAGUGGUGAAAUUCUGCUGCUCAUUUCUCUUAGCCAAAAUCUGCUUAGAAAAUUGUGCGGAAAUUAUGAGACUGUUAGAUGAUUUCGGUGUUAAUAUCGAGGGAGUCAGGGAGAAGCUGGAUGCCUUUCUGCUAGACAAUUUCGUGCCACUAAUGUCCAGGCCUGACUUCCUGUCCUAUCUGAGCUUCGAGAAGCUCAUGUCUUAUUUGGAUAAUGAUCAUCUGAGCAGGUUUCCAGAAAUAGAGCUGUACGAGGCUGUGCAGUCUUGGCUGCGACAUGAUAGACGACGGUGGAGACACACAGAUACCAUCAUUCAGAACAUCAGGUUUUGUCUGAUGACUCCAUCCAGCGUUUUUGAGAAGGUUAAGACAUCAGAAUUUUAUAGAUACUCCCGACAGCUCCGGUAUGAAGUUGACCAAGCAUUGAAUUACUUCCAAAACGUUCACCAGCAGCCCUUGUUGGACAUGAAAUCAAGCCGUAUUCGUUCUGCCAAACCCCAAACUACAGUAUUCCGAGGAAUGAUUGGACAUAGCAUGGUCAAUAGUAAAAUACUUCUGUUAAAGAAACCAAGAGUCUGGUGGGAACUGGAGGGCCCCCAGGUACCUCUAAGGCCAGACUGCCUUGCUAUUGUCAAUAAUUUUGUAUUCCUGCUAGGUGGAGAAGAACUGGGUCCUGAUGGUGAAUUCCAUGCCUCUUCAAAAGUGUUCAGGUAUGAUCCAAGACAAAAUUCUUGGCUGCGUAUGGCAGACAUGUCUGUACCACGUUCAGAAUUUGCUGUUGGUGUUAUUGGGAAGUUUAUUUAUGCUGUAGCAGGCAGAACAAGAGAUGAAACUUUCUACUCAACAGAAAGAUACGAUAUCACUAAUGAUAAAUGGGAAUUUGUAGAUCCUUAUCCAGUUAACAAAUAUGGACAUGAGGGGACAGUGCUCAAUAACAAGUUGUUUAUCACUGGAGGAAUCACUUCAUCUUCCACAUCUAAACAGGUGUGUGUAUUUGACCCCAGUAAAGAAGGGACCAUAGAACAGCGGACCAGAAGAACUCAAGUCGUCACCAACUGCUGGGAGAAUAAGAGCAAGAUGAAUUACGCCCGAUGCUUUCACAAGAUGAUCUCUUAUAAUGGCAAGCUUUAUGUCUUCGGUGGUGUCUGUGUGAUCUUAAGGGCCUCUUUUGAAUCUCAGGGCUGCCCUUCCACAGAGGUGUACAACCCAGAGACCGAUCAGUGGACCAUCUUGGCAUCCAUGCCAAUUGGUAGAAGUGGUCAUGGUGUGACUGUGCUGGACAAACAGAUAAUGGUCCUUGGAGGCCUUUGUUAUAAUGGUCAUUACAGUGAUUCCAUUCUCACCUUUGACCCAGAUGAAAAUAAGUGGAAAGAAGAUGAGUACCCUCGGAUGCCCUGCAAGCUGGAUGGUUUACAGGUUAACAUCUGCACAAACAGUUGAAUAUUCUUGGUCUUCCAUUUUGAAGAUACAAGGCCAAGGUCAGUGAUUGUUUCAGAAAAUUCAUGAAAUCUUAACUUGAACUAAUUCUGGGUUCAGCUUCAAGUAAGUCAUGUCUGACUAUAUUCUUAGCAGUAAUCAGUUUUGAGCUUUAAGACUAGUUGCUAUUGCUUGGGUUCAGAAUGUAUGAGGAAACUGUAGUUCUAAUUUAGACUAUAAAUCCACAAAUAACUUUACAUUCCCUUUAAAAUUAUGGUUUAAUAGCUGCAAGAGAUUUAUUUUUGUUAUACUAAACUAUGGAAAAUUUCUCAUAGAGUUUUUUCAAGCUUUUCUGUGCUUCAUUCGGAACUACUUUGUCUAUAUGCAUUGUAUAGGGUCAAGAUUGUCAUCUUGGAAAAACUCAGUAAGUGGUUUGAAACUAUAUGGUUUAACUGUUAGGAUCUUUAAAAACAUCAUCUUUUAUUUCACAUCUUAAAAAGUAGCUGAUUUUUUUAAAUGGUAUUUUUAACUGGCAUCACUUAUUUUUUUUUUUUUUUUACAUGUGUUUGACCUUCCAAGUUUUGAUGUUAAGGAAAAUUCUUGCACUACAGGCUUUUCAUAAAAUACAAGAUUCUCACAUUGAAGGUUUUGUAUUGGAAGAAAUGCUACUGGUUUCUAAAAGGCAAAGAAGUAUAGAAUGAUUAGCUUUUCUUGAUAGCUUUUCCUAUGUCCUCCUCAUUGCUUUGCUUUAUGUGAGCGUUACUCUAAUUAUGAAUACUUACUGAGCCCUUCACAUAUCUUUUUUUAAAGCAGCACCUUUGGACACCUCAUUCUGGGAAGCUUGCUUGAAUCACAGUAAAGAACACACACACUUGUGUGGGAAGAAGUAAAAUGGAGAGUUUUGUCUUAAUUACAUAAAACUAAGCUUUAAAAUAUUUUAUAACAAAUUAUUUGAGCUGCAUAAUCUAAACAUGUCAAACGUUUUGUGGGACUAUUUUUAUAUAUGUAUAUGUGGGUGUAGGUCCUAACAUUUCAGUUUAUAAUAUAAAUUGUUAUUUCAGUUUAUAAGCUAUCUCUCAAAAGAGACUAGCUCUCUUGAGAAUACAUAAUUUAAAGUUUUAGACUGAAGUAAAACAACAUAGACAAUAGUGUAAAUUAGAAAUAUUCGGGGGCUAUCAGUGAAACUGCUAGUGCCAGUUUUCUUGUUUGUCUACCAUGUUUUCAGUUUUGUUUUGUUUUGUUUUUGUAUUCAAAACAUUUUGAGAGAUCAUGCAUUUGUUUAAUUACAUUUAGAGUCGGUUUGGAAAUAAAUAUCUUCUAAAAAGAGAUUUAUCUUAAAAAAUAAAAUCCCCCCAAAUUAGUUUCUAAGAGUUUAUUACUUCAAAUACACUAUAGGCAUAGACUGGAAUAGAUCAUUCAUGGGAAUCCUUUCCUUGUAUCAGUAUAACUCCUACUAUUGUGUUAGUAGCCUUGAGAAUGUCAUCAACUCUGUUCUGUCCUAAAAUAUUCGGGUUUUCUUUUGACUUCUUUGGGAACAGCUGCAUUAAAAGUUACUAAUCAGUAUAUCACUAAGGACUGGGUGUUUCCUUUUUGAAGGAAUGUUCUGGAGGUGACCAGAAAGGUUCUCCUUUUCUUUUCUUUUCUUUUCUUUUCUUUUCUUUUCUUUUCUUUUCUUUUCUUUUCUUUUCUUUUCUUUUCCUUUCCUUUCCUUUUCUUUUCUUUUCUUUUCUUUUUUCUUUUCUUUUUUCUUUUCUUUUUUCUUCUCUUCUCUUCUCUCUUUUUUCUCUUCUCUUCUCAUUUCUUUUCCUUUGCUUUCUUUUUCCUUUUCCUUUCUUUUCUCUUAACCUAACUUAUAAAUGCUCCUGGGCAUACUUUGUUUAUAGAAAAAUAUUUUGACCUUUAGGUACCUUUGGGGCCAGUAGUCAAAUAAUCCUAGGGCCGAUAUUCAAGUCUUAGAAUGAUUAAGGUUUGCCUUUUAUACCUGUUUUGAAAGCCUUUACAUUUUUUUUUUUUGGGUCAGGUAAUUUUUUUUCCAAACCGUGGAUAUAAUCUAUUCAACAUGUUUAUGCCAUUCAUUCUGUUUUUAAAUUGAAAAAAGUUAAA
This is a messenger RNA of Apodemus sylvaticus (European woodmouse), 4253 nucleotides long. RefSeq names its product kelch like family member 15 (gene Klhl15). Gene Ontology annotation, cellular component: Cul3-RING ubiquitin ligase complex; nucleus. The record is from RefSeq and is a predicted model, not a curated record. NCBI's taxonomy places the organism in Eukaryota, Metazoa, Chordata, Mammalia, Rodentia, Muridae. The transcript has 5 exons. Gene Ontology annotation, molecular function: protein binding. Bases 393 to 2174 code for a protein of 593 amino acids. Gene Ontology annotation, biological process: nuclear protein quality control by the ubiquitin-proteasome system; protein ubiquitination.